AUGGAGCAGUACGACACAAGUGCAAGCGAGACGCUGGAAUCCAUCUACUGCGAUCUGGACGGGUUCUUCGACGAGCACAACAUCGCGGACGCCGACGUCGAGGAAAGUGCUGGCAUAUUGACCCUCAAUACCCCCCAAGGCUCGUACGUGCUCAACAAGCAGCCUCCUAAUAAACAAUUAUGGCUGAGCUCUCCGAUCUCUGGCCCAAAGAGGUUCGACCUGUUGGACGGCGAGUGGAUCAGUAUUCGGGACGGCGUUAAACUCCGCGAUAUUCUGGAAGAGGAGAUGACCCAGAUUUUUGGCGAGUUCAGCUUCAGCGAGCAGUUCUAG
Ogataea parapolymorpha DL-1 is the source of this 330-nucleotide messenger RNA. RefSeq lists its product as uncharacterized. Gene Ontology annotation, cellular component: mitochondrion. Bases 1 to 330 code for a protein of 109 amino acids. Gene Ontology annotation, biological process: iron incorporation into metallo-sulfur cluster; intracellular iron ion homeostasis. Lineage: Eukaryota; Fungi; Ascomycota; Pichiomycetes; Pichiales; Pichiaceae. Gene Ontology annotation, molecular function: ferric iron binding; ferrous iron binding; ferroxidase activity. The record is from RefSeq and is a predicted model, not a curated record. The transcript has 2 exons.